GAAAGUAUUUGCCUAUAAUGUUAUAGGUUAUUUAUGAUAUGAAGUAAAUGCACUUAUAAAGAAAGCACUACAGAGUUUGCUACAUUAUAACCUUGCGAAUUUUCCUAUUUUCGGUUAUAUGAUAUAUGAAACACACUAACUUUUUCGACCACAGGAGGGCAAUGUUUAACUGGCUGUCAGCGCGCAUUUGGUCUCGUGCUCCUAAAUUAGCAACGUCACACAGGCGCUCUUGAUUGAAGUUGGUCAGGUGUGGCUAGACAUUUUGUCAUAGUAUCAGUAAAUCCAAAAUUCAUUUGAAAGGGUGAGUCUUCUUCCUUAAAUCAAUACGUAUUGGCAAAUACGCCUAAAUAAGAAGGCAAGAGCUUAACGGUGGGUGUGAAGUGGGGGCCCUUGUGCGUUGGUCUCCCAGCAGAUAGAGGUCUGUGCUCGUCGUCUGCUCAUCCAUGGACCUGGCCGUGUCUCAGCGCCGCCACAACCCCGUGGACAGCAUCUGCCGCAAGCUGAAGACCAUCCAGCGCCGCAACGAAGAGGCUGACUCCUCGCCCUUCCACAUCCCCCGCUUUCAGUCCAGCAGCUACGACAGCCCCCAGCCCGGGCUCCGCUGCAACCUGGAGUCCAUCUUGAAAAAGCGUGCCAACCGCUCCGCGCACCCCGACUCCCCUGCUGCGGUCGCGUCCACCACCGUCGUUUCGUCUUCCUCCUCCUCUACCGCCGUCGCCUCGGGCAUGUUGACCCCGACCGGCUCCCCCGGGAGGCCUCAGAGUCGGAGAGCGACCCUUGGGGCGAGUGCGGCUUCACCGCUGGUGACCCCCUUCCCAGUCAACGCCACCUACACAAUCACCAGCACGCUGAUGGACCGGCAGACUUUUGGGUUCGGGCAGAAACGGGAUUGGCAGCGAACCAGCUCCACGCCCGCGGCCCCCCAGUCUGAGACGGACGGGUACUUCACGUUUGGACGCAGCACCCCCUACAGGCAGCCCGAGGCGAGGGAGACGCCAGCUGCCAUGGCGGAGGGGGAGAGGGAGAGGAGACGGAGCCCCACGCACAGUCUGCUGUCCUACAACCGAAACUUCUGGUCCACAGAUACCUCCACUCUGCUGGAGGGUGAUGUGGGCUACCCAGCCCUGGUGGUGAAGAGGCUCUCCAUGGGAGACGGUGGUCGGACGUCCUCAGAUCCCAACAAGGAGACCAUGACGACCGAGGUCAGUCUCCUCUGUGAGGAGGAUCUGCUGGACACCAUCUUCCACGCCUGUGAUACUCAACGCAGAGGUAAGGUGUACGUGUCCCGGAUCGUGGACUACCUGCGGCACACCACCAGCCGGAGCUCAGAAGACAGCGGCCUGGAGGAUCUGUGCAACAUGCUGGACCCGGAGCGCAAGGACAUCUCCAUCGAUCUGGACACCUACCACGCCGUCAUGAAGGAGUGGAUCGAUGACUGUCGCAAUCAGGAGGAUGACACAGCAGAGAACGUGACGCAGGAGUUGGUGAAAGUACCAGACAGUUUAGCAGCGAAGAGAUCAGUUCUGUUGAACAUGACCUCAGGUAGCCUUGAAGCGUUUGGUGGAGAGACGUCCAAAAGUGACCUGGAGACCUCGGACCUGAUCUACUGCGUGGCGGACCUCCAGUUCACCAACCAGAAGCUGCAGGACGAUAUCCGCAAGCUCAAGCAGGCCAUGGAGCUCAUGGAGGACACCAACCAGAAGCUCAUCGAGGAGAACGAGGACCUCAAGUCUCAGGCCAGAGUGGGGCAGCAGCUGCUGCAGAAAGAGAAGAUGCUGAAGGAGGAGGUGGAGGAGAUGAAGAUGACACUGAGCUCGUCCGAAGAGAGCCGUGCGCGGGCGUCCGCCCAGAGCAAACAGACGGAGCGAGAGAACCAGGGUCUCAUUUCAAAGAUCUCUGCCCUGCAGGAAGAGAACAUCAAAGUCAUGAUGGAGAUGGAUGACCUUCUGAAGAAAAUGCGAGAGCUGUGUGAUCUCAAUGCCGACCUCCAGGUUCAGGUCCAUUCAUUCGAAGCUGUUCUGAGGGAAAGGGAUUCUGUAAUACGUGGGAAAAACCUUCAGAUAGAGGAUCUCAAGGUAGCUGUAUUGGAGUACUCAUCUGUUACUGAGCUUUUGAGGGCAGACAAGACAAAGCUGGAGAAUCAGAUGCAGAUGAUGCAGCCAGAUAUAACCACUUCGGGCCUGUCUCUGUCGGUGGCGUUCCGGCUGAACCAGACCAGUCUGGGCUCCCUGCAGACGGAACUGGCCAUGGCACAGAAUCCUCUAGAGGGUGUGGAGCGCUUCUCCUCCUCCAUGAGUGUGACCUCCCCGCUGGACGAGACUCUGGACAGGGAGGUGCUGCUGCUGCUGCAGGGCCCCACGCCGGAGCAGCAGUCCCAGGAGUUCAAGGCCCACAUCCGCAGACUGAGGAAAGAGUUCCAGGAGAACAACUACGCUGUCUUAUCAGCAUUGAGGAGCCUGUCAGCCGCACAUGAUGGACAGGAGAUUUCUACCAGUCAGAAGCUUCAGGUUGAGUUGGAGCGGCGCCGGAGGGACUGGGCCCAGGCUCUGGAUCAGCUGCAGCAGUACACCGACUCCCUGGAGAAAGAGCUGCUCAAGAUGGCCAGCAACAUGCGCCGUUCCCGCACCGAGAUCCUUCACCUGUCAUGCAGGGUCCAGGAACAGGAGAAUCAGAAGCAGCAGCUAAAGGAUGAGCUGGACCAGCUGAAAACCCCACAGGACAGCAGAGAGGCCAGUUGCCAAACACCUGAUGUACCAGAGGUUGAAGAGGACCCCGACGCCCCAUCGUUGGAGUGGGAAGAGGAGUAUGUGAUUCCAGAGUCCCCUCUACCACCGCCACUGUCUAACGCAGAGAACUCCGCUCCGCUUCGAGGAAGCUACGAGUCGCCGGACUCGAGGGAGACGGGCGAAGAAGAGCAGCGGUCCGAGUCGCGGUCCAGAGACGGGGAGGAAGAGGAGGAAGAGGAGGAGGAGAAACAAAACGGCAGUGAGAGGGGAGAGGAAGGGCAGCUGGACUCUGGCGUGGAGGAGGAGGAGACGCCACAGGGAGACCUCGCCCGCUCACGGAGCGACAUUCCGGAAGCUUCUGAGAGCGGUCCGAUCACCGGAACCAGAGACACCCCACAGCCACAGGAGGAAGUUGGAACAGAAUCCACUGGAUCACAGGAAAGAGUCAGUUUCCCAGAAUGCACUGGACCCGAGGACGCCCACGAGCAGUCUGCGUGUGCUGAGCAGCGAGAUCCUGCUCCUCGUCCUCCCACACACACUCCAGCAGCUGACCCUGUGCCCUCUGAAACCUGUGAGGCCAACCCAGAGCUGCAGUCCCCUCCUUCAGAAGCUUCCCCAGGACAAGAGGAGAUGGUUUCUCCCAGCAACACACCUGCUGAGCUGGGUGAAACCAUUUCUCUGUCUCCCAGGUGUGCGGAAGCCGUGUCAGGAGAGAGCGCACCAGGAGAGGAGGGGUCCAGCGCCAUGAGCCUCAACGACUCACAGAAGCUGUCUCAGCAGUCUCCUGACUUCACUGGGGCACUGGAAAGUCACAGAACCAGUCUGCUGCCUGUGGCAGAGGAGGAAGAGACCGCAGCAGAAUCUGCUACAGAUACCGUCGCCAUGGCAGGUGCAAACGCUGCAUCAUCAGACGUCACUACGGCAACCAGUGGUGUAAACGGUGCCCCUGCUGACCCCCCAGACAAGGUCAACAACGAAACCCAGGUCAGCAGUGACCCCUCUGCUCUCAAAACAGGCCAAUCAGACGCGACCGCAGGCCAGUCUCCUCCAGGGGGCGACAGAGACUCCCCACCAAACAAGCAGAAGAAGGAACUGAUACGGACAGCUUCCCCUAUGACUCCUUUAAAUGGAUUUAAGGAAUGUGGUUGGUCUGGCCUUCCCAGUGGAGAUGUUCGCACUUUGGCAGCUCUGCAGAAGGAGCAGAGUACAGAGGCCCUUGGGGGACAUAAAGCACAGGAGGACAGCGAGGUGUCUACUGCGACGGAAAAGGAAGGUGAGACCUCAGUUGUGACUGAAGAUGCCAGCGACCAGGAAGACAGGAGAAACAGCUGGAGCCUGUCCGCAAGUGAAAAGGAAAUUGAGACUGAGUUCCACCGCCUGUCUCUGGGCUUCAAGUGUGACAUGUUCACCCUGGAGAAGAGGCUGAGGCUGGAGGAGCGCUCCCGCGACCUGGCCGAGGACAACGUCCGCAGGGAAGUGUCCAGCUGCCAGGGCCUGCUGCAGGCUCUGAUCCCGCUCUGUGAGGAUGACGGUCAGUCCAUGGAGAUCAUCCAUCGGCUGCAGAAGAACCUGGACAUCCUCACCCAGUCCAUGGUCAGGGUCUCCAGCCGCUCUGAGAUGCUUGGUGCCAUUCACCAGGAGAGCCGGAUCGGUAGGGCUGUGGAGGUGAUGAUCCAGCACGUGGAGAACCUGCGCAGGACCUACACUAAGGAACACACCGAGCUUGUGGAGCUCAGGGAGUCAGUCAACCACAAUGAGCGCUCCUUCGGGUCACACGGUCACACUGACAGAGAUGACUUUAGGAAUAAGAAACCGACUGGGUCACAGUACUUCAAGUCUUCCUCGCGCCGGGUCAGCAUUGCAGUGAUUCCACGCAGCGGUGGAGCAGGGCUUGACAUGUCCAGAUCCCCGGACUCUGGCGACAUGGAAAAUGACAAACUAUCCAGGAGAUCUCCUUGGAAAGGAAGCAGCGGUCAGCGUCCGCCGCUGAAGCGUUUCAUUAGUUCCGGGGGGUGGCCCGAAACUGAGGGUUCUAGACAAGAGGAGGAGCGCAAGGAGGAGCCGGUGGUGGAGAGGAGGAAAUCCAGCCUCACGGAGCUGGGCAUUAAACUCACCUCCCUCAUUAUGCCCUCAAGAUGUCAUUCUGAGCACCCAAAGCCAGACUCCCAGCCCCACCCUUCCCAGGAGCAGACGGCGCCACCAAGCUCUCCUGAGCCCAGCACCACCACCACCACCACAUCCUCUUCCUCAUACUUCUCCGCGUGGCGCCCGGGUCUGAGCCGUGGCCUGUGGGUGUGGGUGGCUGUGGUGGUGGUGCUGGCCGGUCUCCUGGCCCUGCUGGCCAGCCUGGUACUGCAGCCCGCGGUGGAUGCGGCUCCAGUGGGCACCGGGGACUCCUGGAUGACCAUCCAGCAGCUGUUGUGGCCCUACACCAGCCUCCGGCACAAUGGCCAGCCCCCCGUCUGAGCUGAGUGCCCAAAGGGAGAAGGGAUGGACAGUUGGGACAGGCACCACGGGGGGGGGGGGGACCGGACAGUGACCCCCCACCCCAACCUCUUCCCUGCACUACGAGCUACCGGUGCCGCAUUCACCACUUUGUGUUUUUUAGUUUACCUGAGUGUGUGUGUGUGUGAUGCACCUGAGCUGCAGCAGCAGUAUUUUCUGUCUGCGGCUGUGGCAUUGUAACUUGCAACACUUAUCUCACCUGUCCUUGUUCCGCUCUAUGCUCGUCUGCUCUGGUCUGGUUGGAUAAACUCAACGUGCUGCGCUGUCCUCUUCCCACCCAAGGAAGGGAGUGCUGCCAUGGAAACUGACAUGCAAUACGGACAAAUGACUGUGUAGGCUCCCCUGUUGCCUUGUCGACUUGAGCACACAAUAGGCGUAUUUGUUGCGUGGUGGCUGGGUGCAUUACUGAAGUAAGCACUCUCCAUUUCUGCCCCAUACACUGCCUCGUUCUUCUCUUAGCAGACAGGAAGUUUGGCUGCCUGAUUUUGAAAUAAUCACUAUUUUAUUUUCAUCGUACCAUCUUUUUCUGAAUCCAAGAUGGCACUUGGGCUUGACAGGAGAUGCUGCCUUUUAAGUUCAUUUAUUUUUUCCUCCACUGACAGAUUUUAAUAGCAGCUGCUUUUGUAAUGCUGCCAUUUCCAAGGGGACACUUAAUUUAUUCUUUUAGCUUUAUGUCAUUAGAAUUAAGAGUGAGGGAGAUUUUAAAGACAAGUUUUGUCUUUUAUUUUAUUUUGGUUUUUUUUGUUACUCUUUGUUACAAGCACAAAAUGGUUUUAUUUCUUGCUGUGUUAAUCACUGUUUUGACUUCAUACACUUUUGUAUGUUCCAAAGAGGGGGAGACAAUGACUUUGCACAAUAAAGUAAUUAAUUGUACUGAGGAGAAUAA
This is a messenger RNA of Clupea harengus (Atlantic herring), 6117 nucleotides long. RefSeq names its product lymphoid-restricted membrane protein (gene irag2). Gene Ontology annotation, cellular component: endoplasmic reticulum membrane. Lineage: Eukaryota; Metazoa; Chordata; Actinopteri; Clupeiformes; Clupeidae. The record is from RefSeq and is a predicted model, not a curated record.